GAUAGAGAAAGUGGCAAAGUUCGAGGGCCAAAAUGACACUUCAUUCUUGUUUUACCUUUGAGACAGAAAACCUAAUAAGCUGCCUAGUCGUUGUUGCAUUUCAGUUUUUUCCGCGCCUCACCCUUUUCUCACUCGGUCCGGUGCCUGAACCCCGGCGGCAGCGGCAGCCUUUCUUCUCCCCGGCCGGUCUCUCUUGCCCUUUCCCUCCGCCGCCGCCUGCCUUCCUUUCUUCCAUCCUUUGGCAUCCUCCGUCUCCAGUCAUCCUCCCUCUUACAAAAUCUCAGUCUCACUGUUUUUUCAAACAAGCUCGUGCUCCAUAAGAAACCUGCUCUGAAUUCGUAAGUGCCGGCCUUCCUUCUUUCUUUCUGUUCUCAUUGUGCUUGCGAUUGAAUCUUUCCCAUUCAUGGUUCUCUUUUUUCCCCGUGUGAAGCUGAAUACUUGCUCGCCCUGAACUACUAAGAUAAAAAGCUUAGGUUCCUGUAACGUUAUGUAUCUGAUCAUUAGUUUGUACUAGAGUGGUACGCGGUGAAGUUGCUAGAUAUUACUAAGGGUUGCUGGAAACCUAUAAGAUAAUGUUAACUGAAGUACUGAACCAGUCAACGCCAUUUCUUCCUGGUAUUUUUGUUUAGAUUUUGAUUUUGCAGACUGCUUGGAAGCCAGGUUUUAAUGGCUGAUGGAAUGAUUUGUUUUAUGCCCUUCUGCAGGAGUGCUGUCUAGAAACUAGCUAUGAACUACCGAUUUCAGAAUCUGCUCGGUGCUCCUUACCGGGGAGGGAAUGCCACGGUCAUCCAGAAUACCCAGCUAAUCUCUUCGGUUGGAAACCGUGUCUCUAUCACAGACCUUUUAAAGUCCCAAACCGUUACCCUCCCCUUCCAAUCGUCCUCUAACAUACGCCGGCUUGCAGCCUCACCUGAUGGCACAUUCCUCCUAACUGUCGAUGAGAACAACCGUGCUCAAUUUGUUAACAUUCCAGCCCGGGCAUCCCUUCAUCGCAUACAUUUCAAGCAUGGGGCUGUACACGCUGUGCAGUUCAGUCCUGAUGGUAAAUAUAUUGCAGUGGCUACUGGCAAAUUAGUUGAAAUCUGGCUGUCUCCUGGCUUUAAGAAGGAACCCUUUGCCUUCCACUUGGUUAGGACUCUGGCAGAUUGUGACGCUACAGUUACUGCAUUGGAAUGGAGUUUAGAUUCUAAAUAUCUUCUUGUUGGCUCUAAGGAUUUGACUGCAAGACUGUUUUUGGUUGAGAGACUUAGUGAAGGGGUAAUGAAUAAGCCAUAUUUGUUUUUAGGACACAGAGAUACAGUUGUUGGUUGCUUUUUUAAGUACAGCAAGAAUAGCAUUACCCCAAACAAGGCUUACACUGUUACACGCGAUGGUUACAUAUUUAGUUGGGGUUAUGGUGGCUCUGAUGGAGCUGGAGAUGUUGAUAAGCUCCAGCAUGAUGAGCCUCUUUCCCCAGGAACACCAGAAAAAGAUGGGGAAGAAACUUUGAGUGGUGGAACUGAAAGUAAUGUGAAGAAAAGAAAGAAUCAUGAUAUGAAAGGUGAUGACCCUUCUUCGAAAGAGUACUUGCAUAAGGGGAAAUGGCAUUUGCUUCGUAAAGAUGGGCUUAUGCAAUCACCAGCAAAAGUCAGUGCAUGUGAUUACCAUAGGGUAUUGGAUAUGGUUGUGGUGGGAUUUUCCAGUGGUGUUUUUGGGCUAUAUCAGAUGCCAGAUUUUGUUUGCAUUCACCUACUGUCAAUAUCAAGGGAGAAGAUCACUACGGCUGUGUUUAAUGAGAUUGGUAAUUGGUUAACUUUUGGGUGUGCGAAGUUGGGACAACUGCUUGUAUGGGAAUGGAGGUCAGAGAGUUAUGUGUUGAAGCAACAGGGUCAUUAUUUUGAUGUCAACUGUUUGGCUUAUUCCCCAGAUUCUCAGUUGUUGGCUACUGGAGCAGAUGAUAACAAAGUCAAGGUGUGGACUGUCUCGUCAGGUUUUUGCUUUGUAACAUUCUCAGAGCACACUAAUGCUGUUACAGCGCUUCAUUUUAUGUCUAACAAUCACUGCUUGUUAAGUGCAUCACUAGAUGGAACUGUACGUGCAUGGGAUUUAUUCCGCUAUCGGAAUUUUAGGACAUUUACCACUCCGUCAUCAAGACAAUUUGUGUCCUUGGCAGCAGAUGAAAGUGGUGAAGUAAUUUGUGCAGGAACUCUAGAUUCCUUUGAGAUAUUUGUUUGGUCGAUGAAGACUGGCCGUUUGUUGGAUGUGCUCAGUGGUCACGAAGGUCCAGUUCAUGGGCUGAUGUUUUCCCCAACAAGUGCAAUCUUGGCAUCAUCUUCCUGGGACAAAACUGUUCGCUUGUGGGAUAUUUUCGAAGGAAAAGGUGCUGUUGAAACGUUUUCUCACACACAUGAUGUUCUGACGGUGGUUUAUCGUCCAGAUGGGAAGCAAUUGGCUUGCAGCACAUUAGAUGGUCAAAUUCAUUUCUGGGAUCCAAUCGAUGGAUCUCUAAUGUACACCAUUGAAGGUCGAAGAGAUAUUGCGGGAGGCCGCCUCAUGACUGAUCGCAGAUCAGCUGCUAAUUCAACAGCAGGGAAAUGCUUCACAACAUUAAGCUAUUCUGCUGAUGGGAGUUACAUUUUGGCUGGUGGAAAUAGCAAAUACAUAUGCAUGUACGAUAUUGCAGAUCAGGUUCUCUUACGCCGGUUUCAAAUAACUUUCAACCUCUCUAUGGAUGGAGUGCAUGACUUCCUGAACUCCAAGAAAAUGACUGAUGCCGGUCCACUUGAUUUGAUCGAUGACGACGACAGUGAUGCCGAGGAAGGUGUUGAUAUACAAACACGGGGUAAGUUGGGUGGUGACUUGCCCGGGGCUACCCAAAAUCGAGGAAGGCCUAUAAUUCGAACAAAAUCCCUUAGGAUUGCACACACUGGGCGAAGCUUCGCUGCUGCUACAACUGAAGGGGUUCUAGUUUAUUCAGUUGAUGAAUCUUUCAUAUUCGACCCCACUGAUCUGGACAUUGAUGUGACACCAGAGGCGGUUAACCAAGCACUGAUUGAAAAUCAACCGAGCAGGGGUCUAAUCCUCAGCUUACGACUGAACGAGGAUUCACUGAUUAAAAAGUGCGUGUUUGCUGUAAGCCCCGGUGAUGUAGCAACUGUUGUGUCAUCAAUUCCUCAUAGAUACCUACAGAGGCUAAUAGACGUGUUUGCUGAUCUCUUGGAAAGCUGUCCUCAUCUGGAGUUCAUACUCAGUUGGUGUCAGGAGCUUUGCAAAGCUCAUGGUAACUCGAUCCAACAGCAGUCCAGAAACCUCCUUCCUGCUUUGAAAUUCUUGCAGAAGGCCAUCACCAGAAUACACCAGGAUCUGGCUGAUACAUGCUCCUCCAAUGAAUAUAUGCUUAAAUAUUUGUGCUCUACAACCACAAGCAAGUGAAGCUAUGUACAUUGGAGCAGCAACAGUAGGAAGCCAGUAAAGUGCAACGAGGAUGGAAGCAUGAAAGAGGUUCUCAAUGUUGUCCUGCCAUUUUCAGUUCUUAAAGAUGUGCCAAAACCCCCUUUGUUGUGUGUUUGGAUUUUGGAAUGAGAAAUAGAUUGAGAAAUAUAAAUCUCAUUUGGUCAAAAUUUUGGAAAUUAGAAAUCCAUCAGAAGAAAUAGGAAUUUAGUUUACGUUAAUUGGAGUGGGUAUUACCAGUCCCAUAGGUGGGGCAGGACAGGCUUGGGUACUAUCCUCGAUCUGAAUUGUCUCAUUUCCCAGUCGUUUUUGCCUAAAUUACAUGUAAUGAUACUCAAAUUACUUAGUACUUUACUUUUAUCACCUCAUAUUUUGGCUGUAAAUAGACGAGAACCUUGAUUUCUCGAUUACUUAAAUUACCUUUACCAUAUAAUAAUUUGUGUCUUGGGGUUUUAUUGAAAAAAAUGAAUAUUACUAAUGUUUUUCUUUUAAAUUACAUACUCAUAUGAGUUGACCUAACCCGAUCUACGCCCCAUAAUAAAUUAUCCGACCUGCAAUGGAGCAUAUAUGAGUAUCAAGAAUUCAAGAUACCUGCUUAGAACAUGCCUGAUUGUCAUUCCUAAUUGAAACUCUUAGUUAUUAUGAGAUUUAGUAUCCAUAGUUUAUAAUCCAUAUAUUAAAUUCUUAAAAUUCACAUCUUGAAUUUAAUACACAUAUUCUUUUGAU
Molecule: messenger RNA, 4155 nt
Organism: Linum trigynum
Lineage: Eukaryota; Viridiplantae; Streptophyta; Magnoliopsida; Malpighiales; Linaceae
Source: the annotation of a GenBank genome assembly